UGCCCGACUCAGGGAUACCCUAGACAUUUUGCUACCAACAACGAUGCGCCCGCUUGCUUAGCUUUACAUUUUUUACUUGCACUUCCUUCACUUUAUAUGACUCAUCAUCAUCGUCAGAAAUUAAUUUAUACUAUCCAAGCACCAGGAGAUUCUUCAUUCCAUUCUGAGAUCGACGCCUCAAUAAAGACGAACAGGGCUAGAUGGGGCUAGAUAAUCUAGAUGAUUAGACUAUUGAUGAUUAUUGAUGGUCAUCAUGAAUUUGUAUAUACUUUAUAGGGUCGCAAAUGCAUUUUUCUUCGGCCUGUUACAUGCGUCUGCACAAAACCAAUAUACCCCUUGUACGCAUUUUCAAUAGGUGCAGACCAUAAACGAAAAUGAGAGUCUAAAUGUGAGUAAAGUAUAAAAUGGGUGCGUUUCGCUGUUUUUGAACAGUUAUUGAAUAUCUUUUGCUGAUUCCUGUCAGCAAUGUUUGCGACUCCACUGCGGCAGAUCAGGAGCCAGAAGGGGCCAGAGGUGGGCGGCCCGGAGCAAGGUCAAAGGUACAAAAUACUCAACAAGGGCUAUGGCAAGGAUGCAUUCAAGCUGAUGUAUGUGAAACGCCACGGUUCGGUGCACAGCAUUCAGGAAUUCCAGAUGAGCACACACCUGAAGCUGAGCAGCAGCAAGGACUAUUUGUAUGGCAACAAUGCGGAUAUUGUGGACACAGAUGCGCAGAAGAAUCUCGUUUUCGUACUGGCCAAGAAGCAUGGCAUCGAUAUUCCUGAAAAGUUUGCCCUGCUCGUGGCCAGGCAUAUUCUUAGCACAUAUGCGCACGUGGAGGAGGUGCAUGUGCACAUGGAUACGUUGCCCUGGCAGCGCAUGCGCAUGGAUGACGCCGCCAAGCAGGGCGAGAGUAGCGCUUGUCCCAGAACAAGCGACAGCUCCCAGCUGCACAAUCACGCCUUCAUCUUGCAGCCCUCGGCGCAACAUUUUUGCGACGUGAUCCUUACACGACAAGAUUCCAAGCCGACAGUCUUUACGGGCAUCAAAGGACUGCGCCUCCUGAAGACCACCAAGUCCUCGUUUGUGAAUUUUGUGGACGACGAAUAUCGCACGCUGCCGGAUCUGCCCGAUCGCACGCUCUGCACAAGUGUGGACAGCUCCUGGGAGUACUCGGACAUUGAGACGGCCGAUUUUUCGCGCACCUGGCAGAUUGUCAAGGAUGUUGUGCUCAAGAGCUUUGCCGGCGAUCCAAAGGAGGGCAUCUCCUCGACUUCGCUGCAGAACACAAUGUAUUUAAGAAUUAAAAUUAUCGAGCACCUGCUGCCGCUCGAUCUGGUGCCCCAGGUGUCGCUCAUCUCAUUCACCAUGCUCAAUUUGCACUACGGCAAAUUCAAUACGCAGCCCUUCCAACAAUUGGUGCCAGGCGAGAAUAACGAUGUGCUCGAACCGGUCGACAAGCCAUUUAGCACCGUCUAUGUUCAGCUCGCACGUUAG
Drosophila virilis is the source of this 1476-nucleotide messenger RNA. RefSeq names its product uricase. Gene Ontology annotation, biological process: urate catabolic process; purine nucleobase catabolic process. NCBI's taxonomy places the organism in Eukaryota, Metazoa, Arthropoda, Insecta, Diptera, Drosophilidae. Gene Ontology annotation, molecular function: urate oxidase activity. Gene Ontology annotation, cellular component: peroxisome. The record is from RefSeq and is a predicted model, not a curated record.